Aspergillus glaucus CBS 516.65 is the source of this 624-nucleotide messenger RNA. RefSeq lists its product as uncharacterized. Bases 215 to 535 code for a protein of 106 amino acids. NCBI's taxonomy places the organism in Eukaryota, Fungi, Ascomycota, Eurotiomycetes, Eurotiales, Aspergillaceae. The transcript has 3 exons. The record is from RefSeq and is a predicted model, not a curated record.
CAGACUCGACUGGAUUGUCAUUCUAUGCACUGGCCAUUUAUUCUUUACUAUCAAUAGCGCUAACUGUUUCUAUCUCUUUAUCUGUCAUAUCAUUACUCUUGCUAUCAGUAACGGAAUAUCAGAUACUAUCAAGCGAUGCGCCGGUCUUGAGACAAUUGACGCCGAUAUAAAACAAGAACAACUCAAAUUUCGCGAUUUCGAUGAACACGUCGACAUGCGCAUUCAAGCCUCCUUUUCCUGGGUUUCCUACCGCCUCCACUGUCGACUCCUUGUGCACUGUUCAGUCAUCGUCACUGUGCGCACCAUUGUGCAACAAAGCGAGGCAUCAAGUUCUACAACCCCUUUUUGUAUGAUGUCAAAGGGUGUCUCAAGUUCUGCAUCUUUGCUAUACAUCGUCCCUGGCCCCUGUAUAUGCGAUGCAUGCAGCUUGAUCUUUGCAUCUGACCCAGCAGCUUAUUAUCCUGAGACCGACCGUCACAAAUCGUACUCACAAGCUUACGAUCGAUACAGUACGGAGUACGAUAGAAACGAUUAGAAUCUACGGCUCGUUUCCUCUCACGAGUGCUCUGGACCUAGCCCCAUCCUCCUCACAAAGCAACACUUCCGCCUCCACAACAGCCAGCG